AUGACUGUUGCGCAGGAAUUUGAAUCCGCUAACGAGACCUACGCGGCAUCCUUUGCCAAAGGAAACCUCCAGCUUCCUCCUAAGCACAAGGUCGCCAUUGUGGCCUGCAUGGAUGCUCGUCUAGGCGAUGCCCACGUCAUUCGAAAUGCCGGCGGGAGGGUCAUAGAUGCGCUCAGAAGCAUCAUCAUUUCUCAGCAACUGCUGGGAACCAGAGAGAUUGUCAUUCUACAUUAUACGGACUGUGGAAUGCUUACAUUCACGGAUGAAGUGAUUCGGGGAAAGAUUCGGUCGGAUCUACAUCAGAAUGCGGAUCACAUUGCGUUCCUGCCCUUUGAUGAUCUCAAGGAGAGUGUCCGUGAUGAUAUCAGGUUGUUGCAGGAGAGUCCGUUGGUGCUGGAUGUUCCUAUCACCGGCUACAUAUACCAAGUGGAAACUGUGGCUGACGUUGAGAUUGACCUCUAUGAGAUCCUAGAGGUCCAUAGAGGCGCAAGCAAGGAUGAAAUCCGAAAGGCGUAUCGGAAGGCCGCCCUCUCCAGUCAUCCCGAUAAGGUCCCAGAAGGCGAACGAGAGGAAGCAGAGAUCAGAUUCAAAUCUGUCCAACAGGCCUACGAUAUUCUCUACGAUGAUGAGAAGCGACAUCUCUACGAUACCCAUGGCAUGGGCGCGUUCAACGGUUCAGGCGAGCCCGGCAUGUCUGGCGGCCCGGACUUGGAUGAUAUCUUAGAACAGAUGUUCGGAAUGGGCGGUAUGGGUGGUAUGGGCGGAAUGCCUGGUAUGGGUGGUAUGCCUGGUGGAGGACCACGCGGACAACGACCCCGAAAGAGCCCGAAUGAGGAGCAGAAAUAUGAGGUUAGCUUGGAGGAUCUCUACAAGGGCAAGACGGUGAAGUUUGCCAGCACGAAGAAUGUCAUCUGCAGUCUGUGCAAGGGGAAAGGUGGAAAAGAAAAGGCAACUGCGAAGACAUGCUCGACUUGCCACGGACAAGGUUAUAGGGAAGUUUUGACUCGAAUGGGCCAGUUCCUUAGCCAGUCAAGUGUUCCCUGUACAACUUGCAACGGCCAAGGUAGCUUCUUCAGCCCCAAGGACAAGUGUAAGAAAUGCAAGGGAAAGAAGGUGACAGAGGAGAAAAAAAUGCUGGAAAUAUACGUGCCUCGAGGCACAAGGGCGGGGGAUAAGAUCGUUCUAGAAGGCGAGGCGGAUCAGGUGCCGGGCCAGGAGCCUGGAGACAUUGUUUUUCACAUUGUCGAAGCGGAUCACCCAACAUUCAGCCGGGCUGGUUCGGAUCUCACGGCCACCAUCGACGUGACGCUGGCGGAGGCACUAACAGGCUUCUCUCGAGUUGUGGUUAAACACCUGGACGGCCGAGGCAUUGAGCUCACGCACCCUAAGGUCAAGGGUGAAGUUCUGUCUCCUGGACAAGUUCUCAAAGUCCCGGGAGAAGGCAUGACGAUGAAGCGUAGCGACGCUCGGGGAGACUUGUAUCUCGUCGUCAACGUCAAGUUCCCCGACGAGAAGUGGAAGCCGUCGGCUGCGGUACUGGAAAAACUAAAGGAGAUGCUUCCCAAACCCGACCCACCGAUCCAAGCGGACACCGUGGACGAAGUGGAUUACGACCCGAAGGCCAGCCUAGACGAAUUCGGUGCUGGUGAUCCCCUCGGUGGAUCCGGAUGGGAGGAUGAGGACGAGGAAGAUGGUCCGCAGGCACAAUGUACGACUCAGUAG
Monascus purpureus is the source of this 1722-nucleotide messenger RNA. NCBI's taxonomy places the organism in Eukaryota, Fungi, Ascomycota, Eurotiomycetes, Eurotiales, Aspergillaceae. The record is from the annotation of a GenBank genome assembly.